This is a messenger RNA of Drosophila novamexicana, 730 nucleotides long. RefSeq lists its product as uncharacterized. Lineage: Eukaryota; Metazoa; Arthropoda; Insecta; Diptera; Drosophilidae. The record is from RefSeq and is a predicted model, not a curated record. The transcript has 2 exons. The coding region runs from base 224 to 553 and encodes 109 amino acids.
UUUGUAUAUGGCAUUUGGUUGAAAUAAGUUGCUUUCGUUUUUCAAAUUCACGUGUAGUCUUUGGUUAUUUAGAUCAAUCAACAAUGCUUGCAUGAGCGUGGCGUCUCCUCUUGCUGUUUGCAGACGAAAUUCAAAGGAAACGGAGUAAAGUACACACACACGCACACACACGCACACACACGACGCACGCAUUUAUCGUGAGGUUUAACAAUUGGCGUGCAGGAUGUGCGACGUGCAGCAGCUGCUCUGCGAUCUGGGGCAGACGUUCAACAAAUUCAAGGAGCUGCGACGCAUCGAACUGCUCAAGGUGCUCGGCCAGGUGCGUUGCUGUGAAUGCGGCCACAGGCAGCGCAUGCUGAGGGCUCGCGAACGGGCCGGCAAAUGGCCGUCGCGCACACUUCAAUUGCUUACCGCCUGCUUUAUCCUCAUGUUAGCGCUGCUCAUCUGCUGGCUACACUUGGCGCGCAGAUUCAAUUAUGCCCAAACGCACGGCAGCGGCGGCUGUACCCCAGCCCUCUUCUAUACCUACACCGACUGCGAUGUCUACGUUUAGCAUUCGCCUAAUUCUUUCGGUUAAUUAGCAUCGAAAGCCGCAAAUCCUGAUGCCAAGUGCCCAGCUGAAGGUGGCAAAAGUGAAACUCUCCACAUUUUGGCCAGCCCGCAAGAAGCUCUAAAUAAUUGUCAGCUUUUAGCUUGUUUUAUCAUAUAAAUUAAAAAGUUUUUAAAUAUU